GAAAAAGUCAUCUCGUCCUUGAAUAAAUUAAACAAUAAACACUAAUAAUCCGUGUAUAAAUAACCCCGAAGCAGAUAGAGCAGGUCAUCGCUUGCUCUCUAGUCAAACGACAAACAUCAACAUGAAAGCUUUCCUGGCAUUUUGCUUGAUCGCUGUUGCGUCUGCAGCGUCUCUCUCUCCCGAUGCGGAUGCUCCAAUCUUGAAUCAACUAUCUGACAUCAGCCCAGAUGGUUCUUAUCAGUCAUCCUACGAAACUGGUAACGGGAUCUCCGCUCAAGAAUCCGGCGUAUUGAAAUCCGUUGGACAUGAAACCGCCGAAGAAGUGUCUGGAUCAUUCAAAUACUCCGCUCCUGACGGCACCCCCAUCCAAUUGACCUACAUCGCCAACGAAAAUGGAUUCCAACCGCAAGGUGCUCAUCUUCCAGUUGCUCCAGCUCCAGAACCAAUCCCAGCUUACAUUGCCCGUGCCUUAGAUUGGAUCGCUGCCCACCCGUACAAAGAAGAAGCCGUACUUGCUAGGAAAUACUAAUUUAAUUGAAUGAUGUUGGCCAGAUUAAACUAUUGUAUUUAUUGUUAGUUUAUGAACAAAUAAAUGUUGUAUAAGAAAUGAA
Messenger RNA from Aethina tumida (small hive beetle), 611 nucleotides. Its product is annotated as cuticle protein CP14.6-like. Gene Ontology annotation, cellular component: chitin-based extracellular matrix. Bases 122 to 529 code for a protein of 135 amino acids. Lineage: Eukaryota; Metazoa; Arthropoda; Insecta; Coleoptera; Nitidulidae. The record is from RefSeq and is a predicted model, not a curated record. Gene Ontology annotation, molecular function: structural constituent of chitin-based larval cuticle. The transcript is spliced from 2 exons.